AUGUAGGUAGAUUAAAAUUGGAUUAAGGAAGAAUACAAUUAAAUUAAGGAAGAAAAUAAUUAAAUUAAGAAAGAAAAUAAGAAUAUAUAAGAAUAAAUGGAUAUUUUGAUCAAACAGGAUCGGCUUUAAAUAGAUUUAUCAUUAAAAGAUCUAGAUAAACCAGAAAAUUAACAUUAAAAAACUUACUAUAGAUCUUUAUUUUGGAGACUGUUUAAUUAUUUAUCAGCUAUGUCACAAAUUGCUACAGAUUUAUAUAAGAUAAACACCAAUGCAAUAAUUGAAAGUAACUCAGAAAAGGUCUUACAAAUAGUAUAAAAAUGUUUCAAUGUUGGAGCAGUAGUUUCUGGGCUAAUUCCUGUUGUUGGAGAUGUUUUUGGGAUAAUUAAUGCUUUGCUUGAUUCUGCAAUUGAUACAAAGAAUGAGAAUAAGUUUAACAGAAGAUUAAGACUUCUCAAUGAAAUUUUAUAAUUAUUUGCAGUGAAUCCAAGUUAGUUAGAAAUAGAGGUUCAAAUGACAGCAAUUUUAUUAGGAAAACAGCAAUUACCUAAUAUUAAAGAGAGAAAAAGAACAGAAUUUAGUUAGAGAGUAGAUAAACUAAUAGUAGAAGAAAGUGGUUCUUCAAAGGAUAUUUAUUGGAUCUAAGGAACAGAAGAUGCUUUAAUCAUCUUAAAAUAUUUAGAAAAAAACUAGGAGUAGAUAUUAAAGCAACCAUAAAAAAAGCUAAGAGAGAUAUUUCAAGAUGCAGUUAAAUCAUAUUAGUAUAUCGCUCAAGCACCAAGAGGAGAGACAGGAUGUUCAUAGAUAUGUCAACUCAUAUGA
Messenger RNA from Paramecium sonneborni, 819 nucleotides. Lineage: Eukaryota; Ciliophora; Oligohymenophorea; Peniculida; Parameciidae. The record is from the annotation of a GenBank genome assembly.